UACCACCGUGCACGGGCGGCACGUGUAUUUAAAAAUGGAAAACAUUACCGAGGCUCUGUUUAUCAGCACAUUAAACAAUGAGCGUGCAUCCUGUUUCGUACAGGAUCUGCGCACUGGCACCGACCUGAUGCGUUACAAAGGCGGUGGCUCAAUGCAGUCUCACAGCCUACAAAUGCUCGAGGAGCACUUUGUUAUUGCGGCAAACAGCGCAAAGCCCCUGCUGCAUGUGUGGCCCAUCAAUAGCCAGGAACCGAUGUCGAAUGUACGAUACGUUGUGCCAGGCAAGGUGAAUGCAUUGGCACUGACUCCAGACAGUGCCUUCCUAAUAGCUGGCAUACAGGAGACCAUCUACGUUUGGCACCUCAACUCCGGCCGUCUGCUCAAUACGCUGUCCAAGCAUUACCAGCCCAUCACCUGUAUACGUUUUACGGACAAUGGCGAGCACUUUGCCACUGCCGGCAAGGACGGUGCUGUGCUUGUCUGGAAUCUUACACGUGCUGUUGCCCCCCUGGGCGGUGCCGACAGUGAAGAGAAUGCACCCUUUUACAAUUUCAAUGAUCACGGGCUGGCGGUCACCGAUGUCCAUAUUGGACUUGGUGGCAUUCGCGCCUUCAUGUACACCGUCUCAUUGGAUCGCUGCUGCAAGGUGUACGAUCUGAGCGAUGGCACAAUGCUAUUGAGCGUCGUGUUUCCAGUUGCCCUGCACAGCGUCAUUGUCAACAGGAUGGAGACCAGCGUCUAUGUGGGCACCAGUGAGGGUCAGAUACUUAUUUUCAGCAUGGAAAAGGUGCCACGCAUGAAGGAAUACCAUCUCGAAGAGGAGGAAAGCCAAGCCUUUGUUGGACACACAGCCGGCACACCUAUCACAUGCUUGGCUCUAGCGGUGAAUGGAAAUCAGUUGAUUUCUGGUGGUGAGGAUAAACAAGUGUGCAUCUGGGAUGUUGGUAGCCGGCAGCUGGUAAAGAGCAUAUCUCAGCCCGGUGCCAUUACAAAUCUGCAUGUCCGUCUCAUCGGCAACGCCAUGUUUCAUCCAGGUCCUAAGGUGCAUAAACCUUUUGCCGACAAUCUCAAGCGAAUGAUCAGUCCGGAUGAUGAUGAUGAAUGCAUUGAGCUGCUCAUCACAGAAGAGUAUUCAAAAGCCCCAAAGUUUCCAGAGCCAAACUUUGACAAAAGCUAUGAUGGCAUCGAUGACAAUGCUGACUUUAAGGUUGUGACCCUUCCAGACGACUACGAAGAUGUGGUUAGCGAGACGGAGGCUGAUGACGCGGAAAAAAAAUCAGCCAAUGAUGCGGAAGAUUCAACUGAUGAUGAUGAAGAAAUGCCCGAUGCUGAUGCAGCCCGCAAUUCCAAGUCUAUGCUCGCGGAGCUCGAGAAAUUACGUGCGGAAAAUGCACAACUCAAACUGGAAGCAAAACGCUUGAUGGACUUAAAGAUAAAUAGCAUUGCAGGCAAUAUACAAAGUGCGAAAACGUCAAAGAAGAACAAAAGAGCUCGCAAAAACUAGACCUACAAGAUAUUUUGGGUAACA
Drosophila novamexicana is the source of this 1528-nucleotide messenger RNA. Its product is annotated as WD repeat-containing protein 18. Gene Ontology annotation, cellular component: nuclear pre-replicative complex. Gene Ontology annotation, molecular function: protein binding. The record is from RefSeq and is a predicted model, not a curated record. NCBI's taxonomy places the organism in Eukaryota, Metazoa, Arthropoda, Insecta, Diptera, Drosophilidae. Gene Ontology annotation, biological process: DNA-templated DNA replication; rRNA processing. The transcript is spliced from 2 exons. The coding region runs from base 35 to 1504 and encodes 489 amino acids.